Molecule: messenger RNA, 2157 nt
Organism: Fusarium odoratissimum NRRL 54006
Lineage: Eukaryota; Fungi; Ascomycota; Sordariomycetes; Hypocreales; Nectriaceae
Exons: 3
Coding region: 500-1543 (347 amino acids)
Source: RefSeq, a predicted model, not a curated record
CAAUCACUGAAUAACGUCUCGUCCUUUGAUGUUGGCUUAUUACCGGCGCUCAGGUACCAGACAAAAGAGCGAGAGAGUUUGCAUCGGGUGAAAUCAAGCGUGCCUUGGCCCUACAGACAAAAAGACCUUCAACACAUCGCGAAUCGAAUACAAGAGAGUCGGCCCCCCUCCCAUUGAGCUGUCUAUAUCUGAAGUCGUAUCCGCAUUUUCAGUAGAUAUUCCCGGCUCUAACUCUCCCUUCUUUCUUAAAGUCCCUUUACUCUCCCUUCGCCCCUUGCUUAGGUCCUGUAAACCAAGACGUAUCUAGUUUCCACUUGCCUUUGCCCUCGGCCAGCCUCGAAGUUUUCAACUACCGCCAGACGCCUCCCUGAUAAUUCCUCAAGAGGGGACCCAUUUCCACCUGAAUCAUAACAAACAACUCUGGAUCAAAACAAAGAACCAGAACCAUUUACAUCGGCUUGUCUGCUUGCUGUGUGACAGUUGCCAGACGCCUGUCAAAAUGAGUAUUCAUCCAUUCCUCAAGAUGGAGGGGGCCUCUAGGAGACAUUCGGCAGAAGACCCGAACCAGACACACACCUAUCAAUGCUCGACUCAACCCCAAACCCCGCCAUGUUCAACCUCAGGAAGCCCCAGAGUCAAGAUUGAGGAGUUUACAAGCCUCCCCAGAUUACAUGACGCCGUAUCAUCUCAAGGGAACAACUUUGUGAAGCUCCCUAGUUUAGGAGAAUUUGACGAAGGAGUUGACGCCCUCAUUCGAACACAUGGACCAGUGAAGACCUGGACUCCAUUAUCUCCACUCCCUGGACUUUCUCGCAACCCGACGGCCCUUGAGCCUCUGAGAUCCAUUACACAACCUCAGCCAUCUUGGUCUUUCCAAUCUGAUGACCUUCCUAACAACUACCCGAUCUCAAGAAGAGGGACCAUCAGCGGCCAUAAUCAAUACUUGCUUGCAGUUGAUCAUCCACAGCAACCUUUGCAGGGAAACUAUCGGAACCCAGACACUUACUACGGCUAUGGCGCUGGCAGCCCAUCCCUUCAAACACCAUCGAACACGCAUUGCUAUCCAAGUCCACCACCAGACGGUGAGGGUCGGCAUAUUAACCAAAAGUACACAACUGAGGAAGGUGACUACAUCAUCUACGCCUGGCAUGACAAGAAGAUGAAGUGGCAGCGCAUCAAGCAAGAAUUUGCAGCUCGGUUCGGCACUACUCCCGAGCGUACGAUCCAAGGUCUCCAAGCGUGGUAUUACCGUAUGAACCAACGCAUACCUGUUUGGGACCAGGAAGGCUGGCUCUGCUUCGAUAACGAAGAUGACCUUGAACCUCAGCAUGUUAGCAUCAAGGUUCGUGAACGGGAUAGCCAGGACAAACCCAUGGAGCCACUUGGCAUAGCUCAGCGAUACCCCGAACGUGCUAUUCACUAUUCGUGGGUCGACGCUGAGACUAAGUUCAAGGCCCAAGACUGGGCUGCUAAAAGAGCUUUGCAAUACCGCGACAGGCGAGAGAGACGUAGAAGAAAGGAGCAGCGACGACUGAAACUAUGAAGAAUGAAGCAUGCCGUUCCCUGUGACCAAGCUUGCGGCCCGAAUCAACAAUCGGCGGAGAUACUGAUGAACACAGAGCGACCUCGACCACCGUUGCCACUGAUGAAGCGAAUUGUUUCCUUUUCCUAUUUGGUUUGAACUCAAAGAGUUCUAUAUUACGCUUUUCAACGACCGAAUUUCCGACGACACGACGAUCAUGUUCCUACCAUACCCUGAAGCAUGUAACUAAAUCUCCUUUGUCAUAUCCGUACAUUUCAUUUCGUGUUCUUGCUUUUCCAGCCCUCGAGUGUUUUGCAGACCACUCUUGGACAUGAUGUAUCAGCAUGAUGCAAAAUACCACCGGGGAAGGAUAACACUGGGGGUGGGCAAAAGAGAUAGCUGAUUGACAUGUCGAGUUAGUGUGUUUCCCAUAUGUUUGUACUAUUAGACGAACCACGAUUGAUUCCCUCAAAAUAAUGAUACCAAUGGAUAUAGCAGGGGUGUUACUAUGGUAGAAUCGGCAUGCAAAACUCUUCAGCUGCUAAUACCACGCCAAGUGUAUUGUAUGUUUCAUGUCUUGGCAAAAAGCUUCUAUAUCUGAAAUCUAUUGUGAUUCACUUGGCAUUUGACUAUAA